AUGGAGAAAGCAUCAGCACUGAAAGACCAAGGAAACAAGGCACUGAGUGCAGGGAAGGUUGAUGAAGCUAUAAGAUGCUACACUGAAGCCAUUGAGCUUGAUCCCGCCAACCAUGUUCUCUUUAGUAAUCGAUCAGCUGCUUAUGCCAAGAAAGGGAACUAUGAGCCCGCUCUCCAGGAUGCCUGCCAAACCAUCAAGAUCAAGCCUGACUGGGGAAAAGGCUACUCCAGAAAGGCUGCAGCGCUGGAAUUUCUUGGGCGGCUAGAGGAGGCUAAAACAACGUAUCAAGAGGGUAUUCGACAUGAGCCAAAUAAUCAGCAGCUGAAGGAGGGUCUGCAGAAUAUAGAGGCCCGACUUGCAGAAAAGAAUAUGAUGAACCCGUUUGCUGUACCAAAUUUGUAUGAGAAGUUGGAAAACGAUUCGCGGACACGAGAUCUGUUGUCUCAACCAAGCUACAGAGAACUGCUUGAGCAACUUCGUAAUAAUCCCUCAACUCUUGGAAUGAAACUACAAGAUCCAAGAGUAAUGACUACACUUUCCGUGCUGCUCAAUCUGCCAGAUAUGGAAGAAGAUGAAGAACCCUCUCCUCCUCCACCUCCCAAACCCAAGGAAACUCAGCCCCCUCCUCCCAAAGCAGAAGACCUACCAGAAAACAAAAGAAAUGCCUUAAAAGAAAAAGAACUAGGAAAUGCUGCAUACAAAAAUAAGGAUUUUCAAACUGCUCUAAAACAUUAUGAGAGUGCUAUGAAACAAGAUCCAACUAAUAUGACAUAUCUCUCAAACCAAGCAGCUGUUUACUUUGAGAUGGGAGAAUUUGACAAGUGCAGAGAAAUAUGUGAAAAGGCCAUUGAUAUUGGAAGAGAGAACAGGGAGGACUACAGACAAAUAGCCAAGGCAUUGGCAAGAAUUGGCAAUUCUUAUUUCAAGCAGGAAAAGUACAAAGAAGCGGUUCAAUAUUUCAAUAAGAGUUUGACAGAGCAUCGUACGCCGGAUGUCCUUAAGAAGUGUCAACAGGCAGAGAAAAUUCUGAAAGAACAGGAGAAGCUAGCGUAUAUAAACCCUGAAUUGGCUUUGGAAGAGAAAAGUAAAGGAAAUGAAGCUUUCCAGAAAGGAGAUUACCCUGUCGCAAUGAAACAUUACAGUGAGGCCAUCAAGAGAAAUCCCAAUGAUGCCAAACUCUUCAGUAACAGAGCAGCAUGCUACACAAAGCUUGCAGAGUUUCAACUUGCUUUAAAGGAUUGUGAAGAGUGUAUCAGGCUCGAGCCAGCAUUCAUUAAGGGAUACACACGCAAAGGAGCAGCUUUGGAGGCGAUGAAAGAUUUUACCAAAGCAAUGGAUGUAUAUCAAAAAGCACUGGACCUUGACUCAACCUCAAAAGAAGCCAGUGAAGGCAUGCAGCGCUGUAUGAUGGGUCAGGCGGUGAGGAACGACACCCCAGAGGAAGUGAAGAAGAGGGCCAUGGGGGAUCCAGAGGUGCAGAAUAUAAUGAGCGACCCCACCAUGCGCCUGAUCCUCGAGCAAAUGCAGAAAGACCCACAGGCUCUCAGCGAACACCUGAAGAACCCUGGUAUUGCUCAAAAGAUUCAAAAACUCAUUGAUGUUGGACUGAUUGCCAUUCGUUGA
Molecule: messenger RNA, 1623 nt
Organism: Knipowitschia caucasica
Lineage: Eukaryota; Metazoa; Chordata; Actinopteri; Gobiiformes; Gobiidae
Source: the annotation of a GenBank genome assembly